This is a messenger RNA of Electrophorus electricus (electric eel), 2580 nucleotides long. RefSeq names its product calpain-1 catalytic subunit. NCBI's taxonomy places the organism in Eukaryota, Metazoa, Chordata, Actinopteri, Gymnotiformes, Gymnotidae. Gene Ontology annotation, molecular function: calcium-dependent cysteine-type endopeptidase activity; calcium ion binding. The record is from RefSeq and is a predicted model, not a curated record. Gene Ontology annotation, cellular component: cytoplasm. Gene Ontology annotation, biological process: proteolysis.
GGCUUAUUUCGACACAGCACGCGGUGUCGUGGGACAGCUGUAGCCACGUCGAGAUUAAGAUAAACUGUAAGGAAAAAUCUUUACGCUUUUAUUUCACUGAGGAGUACUGUGUUGGAGCAUGGAGCCUAUAUGUGCCUCAGGAGUAGCUGCUCGACUCAGGAGCGAAUGGGACCGCAGUGAAGGUCUUGGUCAAAACCACAAGGCUCUGAAGUUCCUAGGUCAGGACUUUGAGUGUCUGCGUGACAGCUGCCUGCAGAGCAGCUGUUUAUUUGAGGAUGAGACAUUCCCUGCUCAUCCCUCCUCGUUAGGAUUUAAGGAUCUGGCUCCGGGUGCUGCCAAAACCAGUGGAGUCUGCUGGAAGAGACCGACGGAGUUCUGUACUGACCCACACUUUAUCGUAGAUGGAGCUACUCGCACAGACAUAUGCCAAGGAGCUCUAGGUGACUGUUGGCUGCUGGCUGCCAUUGCGUGUCUUACACUGAACGAGCCUUUGCUGCAUCGCGUGGUGCCACAUGGCCAGAGCUUUCACAAGCUAUAUGCUGGAAUCUUUCACUUCCAGUUUUGGCAGUAUGGGGACUGGGUGGAUGUGGUGGUAGAUGACCGGCUGCCGGUGAGAGAUGGAAAGCUCCUGUUUGUCCACUCAGCUGAAGGGGCAGAGUUCUGGAGUGCCCUUGUGGAAAAGGCAUAUGCCAAGUUAAAUGGUUGUUAUGAGGCACUUUCUGGAGGCUGCACCUCUGAGGGGUUUGAGGAUUUCACUGGUGGGGUUACAGAAAUGUAUGAGCUGAAGAAAGCUCCACCUAACUUCUUCAGCAUCAUCAGGAGAGCUGUGGAAAGAGGAUCUCUAAUCGGCUGUUCCAUAGAUAUUACAAGUUUCUUUGACAUGGAGGCAAUCACCUUCAAAAAGUUGGUGAAAGGCCAUGCUUAUUCUGUUACCGGAGUUGAGGAGGUGGAGUAUAGGGGAAACCUGACAAAGCUGCUUCGCAUUCGGAACCCCUGGGGAGAGGUGGAGUGGACCGGAGCCUGGAGUGACAACUCGAAGGAGUGGAGUGGUAUUGACCCUUCCAUAAGGUCGCGUCUGCAUAAUCGCUGGGAGGACGGAGAGUUCUGGAUGUCAUUCAGUGAUUUCAUGAAGGAAUUCAGCAGGCUGGAGAUCUGUAAUCUGACAGCAGAUGCGCUGCAGACCAGCGAGUUGAAGAAAUGGAAUUCAGCCCUCUACCCUGGAGAGUGGAGGAGAGGCAGUACGGCUGGGGGCUGCAGGAACUACCCAGCAACAUUCUGGAUCAACCCCCAGUAUAAACUUGUGUUGAAAGACCCGGACACUGAGGGUCAGGAUGGCUGCAGUUUCCUGGUGGCACUGAUGCAGAAGAAUCGGCGACAGUUGCGCCAAGAAGGCAAAGACAUGGAAACAAUUGGAUUUGCUGUUUAUGAGGUUCCUGAAGAGUAUCUGGGCAGGGUGGGCGUGCAUUUGAAGCGUGACUUCUUCAUCACACACACAUCCAGUGCUCGCUCCGAGCUCUUCAUCAACUUGCGGGAAGUAAGCUCACGCUUCUGCCUGCCCCCGGGAGAGUACAUCAUCAUCCCUUCCACCUUUGAGCCCCAGAAAGAGGGAGACUUUGUGCUGAGGGUCUUCUCUGAGAAAGCCGCUGACUCUCAGGAGCUAGACGAAGAGCUGACUGCUGACCUACCAGAGGAGCCUGUGCCACAGGAGAGUGAAAUUGAUGAAGGCUUCAAGGCCCUUUUCUCCAAACUCGCUGGGAAGGACAUGGAGAUCGAUGUACCAAAGCUGCAAACAAUUUUGAACCGUGUCAUAAGCAAACACAAGGAUCUAAAAACUGCUGGUUUUGGCAAGGAGGUUUGCAGAAGCAUGAUCAACCUAUUGGAUACAACUGGCACCGGAAGGCUGGGUUUAUUAGAUUUUCAUGUGCUUUGGGAGAAGAUUAAGCGAUAUCUUACUGUGUUUAGAAAAUUUGACUUGGACAAGUCUGGCACCAUGAGCUCCUAUGAAAUGCGGCUGGCACUGGAAUCUGCAGGCUUCAAGAUGACUAAUCACCUGUUCCAGUUAAUAAUCCUCCGUUAUGCUAAAUCAGACCUGAAUGUGGACUUUGAUAACUUCGUGGCCUGUUUGAUCCGUCUGGAGUGCAUGUUCAGAACAUUUAAAACCAUGGAUACGGAUGUAGACGGUGUGGUGUCCUUCAGCUUCAGUCAGUGGAUCUCCCUUACCAUGUUUAUCUAGAUGGAAGUCUUUUCUUCGCUGCACUGAAAUCCUUCCUUGUUCUUUUCUUCUAUACCAAGUGCCUUUUCUGUUCCCUCGCUCUCCUUCUGUUCUAUAUUUACCAAAGACAGGCUGCUAUCAAUUGAACAUUCAGUAUAGAGUGCCUUUCAUUAUUAUUUAUAGGUUUGGGACUUUUAAUCCAAUGUGUAAUAUUAAAGCCUGGUGCAUGUAGCAAUAAAGGCUAAAAUACUGGACUUGAAAUUAUUUUUUGCCUCCUAUGCAUUUUUAGCAAAUGCCUGUAUUCAUGUUAUUGCAACUAUUCCCCUAAAUUAAUAAAACAAGUAAGCUGAUGUCUGAUUCAGAAUGUC